Molecule: messenger RNA, 3853 nt
Organism: Boleophthalmus pectinirostris (great blue-spotted mudskipper)
Lineage: Eukaryota; Metazoa; Chordata; Actinopteri; Gobiiformes; Gobiidae
Product: probable serine/threonine-protein kinase kinX
Exons: 6
Coding region: 1-3018 (1005 amino acids)
Molecular function (GO): RNA polymerase II CTD heptapeptide repeat phosphatase activity
Source: RefSeq, a predicted model, not a curated record
AUGCACCUGGACAGCUCUGCGCCCGCUAAAGCCAACGGAGAAAGCGCUGGAGAAGUUCUGAUCUGCCAACUCCCUCCAGAUCUGAGCAAAGGGACGGACUCUAACAUCGUUUACGUGCAGAACGACUCCAGCAGAGAGGAGGAAGAGUUUUGCAGUAGCGCUAAAAACAAUGCAUUUUUGACCUGUGACCCUUCCCCCGUUGAGUGCGAGACAUCGGGGUUAAGCCAAGGAUCUGACAAAUGUGAGUGUUUUAAACCAUGUGAGCCCAGCGCUAAUCUUAGUAUCUCAUCCGCCUGUGCGCUUUGCUGCGAACAACACCUCGGCCAAUCCCAACAAUGUAAGCCCGGUGAUCCGCUGUUGUCUUUCCGCACGGAGACAAAUCAUUUGGAAACGGAGGAGCAGAAUUCCAGAGCAUUCAAAACGUCCGAGCAAGAAGAAGAGACGCCAGACGAGCAAUUACCAGCAGAGCAAUGCCACGGAACGAGUUUGGAACAGUCCGCGGAGCUGUCAGAACACUUUGAACAUUUUUGUGAGGUCGUAAAAAGUUCUAGUCAAAGUGAGACAAGUUCAGAAGAUUCAGAAUAUGAAAUAGAAUCCUGUGAUCCGCUUUUUUGUAAUGAAAUUAUAUUUGAAGAUGGAAACAGCGAUUUAAGCGAUACUGGAUUCCCAGAAGAAUUUGAGAAUUUUGAAGAAGUUGAAAUUUCGCAAGACGACACCGACUUACUGGAAACGUCUGAUACAGAACCAGAUUUAACACCUGCAGAGGAAAGUCUAAAUUGUGACGAAGAAACAUCAACAGAAGAUUAUGAAUUAGAAGAAAUUGAAAAUCCAAACAUUGCAGAAAUUGAGAAUCAGGAAUUUAAAGAAAAUUGUGAAGGUUUGACCAAGUUUGAGAUAUCAGAUAAUUUGAUAGAAGAAGAAGCAGAAGAAGAAGAAGCAGAAGAAGAAGAAUUUUUUGAACAAGAUACAGAAGAUAUGCCAACUGAAAAUCUCCAAAUGACUGAAACUUUUGAGAACAAUUCAAAUUUUGACGAGGAAGAAUCUACCGAAGACAAUACUGAACAAGAUUUUGCAGACGAUAGUACAACUGAGGACAAUGAUUUUUCCGAAAUGGUGGAGGAAAUUGAAGAAUGCCAAACCUCACCAGAUACAUCUUCUGCGAGCGUAGUGUUUUGUUCGGAAGAUGAGUUGUCCGAUUGUUCUUCCAAAUCUUUCAAAACGUGUCCGGAAGGCAGCCUCUCCUCCCCGCCGUGUUCCGAUUCUUCCGAAGUUUCCGAUAAAAGCGUCCAAGGCGAUUCCAGCGAUGAGCAAACUCAGUGGGAAUCAUUCGAGGAAGAGGAGGAGGAGGUGGAAGAGAUCGUAGAAACCAACGUCAAAACCGAGACGAAGAAAACCGUAACGGACAUCGUGAUCGAGGAUUACUUUGAUUUUUUCGACCGUGACGAUUACUACGGGAUUUCGCAAAGAAAGCCCUACAUUUCCUGUUUUGACGGCGGAGACAUUCACGAUCGGUUGUAUUACGAACAUCUCCAAACCAUAGCGCAAAACGUGAAGAAUAAAAAUGAUUUCGAGCAAAUUCAAGAAGAAAUGAAAGAGCAGAAUGAAGCAAAUUUAGAAAUUCAGGAAUUUUGUGAGGAAGAUUAUGAGACUGAACAAUUAGAUGACAAUUUGGAAGACGAUUUUUGCGAAGAUGAUUAUGAAGAGGAGGAAGAAGUCUACGAGGACAGUAAUUUUGACGAAAAUGAACAACAAAACGAUGAUUUCUACCAAGAAUUUAUUGAAAACGCAGAAAAUGAGGACGUCGCGCGUGAGUCUUAUUUGUACGAAGAUUAUACUGAAGACAAAGACUCAGAGUACUGCGAAAAUUCCAACUUGGACGACAUUUUGUUGAGUGCUCCAUGCGCAGAGGACAUUUCCGUGGAGGGUGACGCUUAUUGCGAUUAUUCGGAAGUUAGCGAUUUAACGGAAGAUUUCGAGGACGAGUUUUGCGUUAGUGAAGACGUUGCGUUGUUAGCUUGCUCCGAAAGCGAACCGUACUGCGCGCUUUUCGACGUGGACGAGGAAAGAGGAGAAUUUGAGGAAGAUGUUGAGGACUACUACGCAUUUAAAAUCCAAAGCGUUCAGACAUCAUCCCAACAAGCUUUACGGGACUUUUUGUUGGAUGUAGUGUUGAAAAAUGACAUCCGCGGCGCGUUUUGGAGCCAGUCCGACGCGUUCAUAGAGGAUUUGGUGAUGGACUUAGCCGAGCGGUUAUCCCAGUGCUCGCUCCAGGCGGCGGCAGCGGAGGAACGGGAAGUGGCCGCUCCCGUAGGUUUGAUCCACAGCGUUGCGGAAAAUGUGAAAACAACGGCUUCGGAGGAAAGUCGGGAUUCGGAGGAAGACGGGAGCGAGGAGGAGGCGGAGGAGUGCGACUGCGAAUACUGCGUCCCGCCCACUGAACAGGGCCCCUCGGAGCCGCUCCUGCCCAGACUGCACUCCUCUGACUCGGGGAAGAUGUGUGUGGUCAUCGACCUGGACGAGACUCUGGUCCACAGCUCAUUUAAGCCCGUGAACAAGGCUGAUUUUGUCAUUCCAGUGGAGAUUGAAGGAACCAUUCACCAGGUGUAUGUUCUGAAGAGGCCUCACGUGGACCAGUUUCUGCAGAGGAUGGGAGAGCUGUUCGAGUGUGUGCUCUUCACCGCCAGCUUAUCCAAGUACGCAGACCCAGUGUCCGAUCUCCUGGACGCCUCUGGUGCCUUCACGUCCAGACUCUUCAGAGAGGCCUGUGUCUUCCACCGAGGAAACUACGUCAAAGACCUGAGCCGCCUGGGACGAGACCUGAGCAGAGUCAUCAUCAUAGACAACUCCCCCGUGUCCUACAUCUUCCACCCGGACAACGCCGUUCCCGUGGCCUCGUGGUUCGAUGACGUCUCGGACACUGAACUUCUCGACUUGAUCCCGUUUUUUGAAAGACUGAGUCAGGAGCAGGAAGUGUACCAAACCCUGAAGCAGCAGCGCACAGACAACAGCCACAGCUAACAGCUCAGCUACGAGUGAAGCUACGAGUGAAGCUACGAGUGAAGCUACGAGUGAAGCUACGAGCGCAGGGGCAGCGCACUCAGGGGCCACGGGGCAAACCUGCUCCCAAUGACUGGACCAGUGCAGACACGACACAUCACAGAGCAGAGCUAAAGCUAAUCCUACUAUGACUACUGUACGUGCACGAGGAGGACGAGUGGACAUAUGUUGUUUUUUUCUUCUUCUGCUGUUUAAACACUUUUGAGUCUUUAUAUUUGAAGGGACAAUGAAGCAUUCAGAAGUGAAUAUUCUAUUUGAACACUAAUGAUGAAUGAACAUUAAGCUCAUUAAAGAUUUGAGUAGGUUGGACUAGUUUAGUUUAGUUUAGAUUCUUUUACAUUUGACACAGAACUGCUCAAAUCUAGAAUCCUCGUGUAUUCACCUCACUGAUAUUUGACAGUGAACGUCUUCUCCCGUCACAUCCACUCUGCUGGAGUCUGUGGAAAAAAAUGGAUUCACAUUUUGCCUUAAUGAAAAAAACUCCCCUUUUCCACGUGAUCUGUGUUCAGGUGAUCCCUUUUUUGAUGUUAAAUCUGUUCAAUAGUUUUGAGUGAAGUGAAGUUUAAACCAAAGAAAAGCCCCAUAUGUUUCUUAUGGAGAUGUGAAGCCGUGCACGUGGAUGUGCACGUGGAUGUGCACGUGGAUGUGCACGUGGAUGUGCACCUGACAUGAUGUAGCAGGACGUCCCGGCUGUAUUCAGGAAAUACUGUAUCUGUAUUUAUACUUGAUGUUUGUUUUAAAAUGUUUGUGUAUUUUUCUGUAAAUGUGUUUCACUGUUUGUACCUUUCACUGGAAA